Messenger RNA from Fimicolochytrium jonesii, 2022 nucleotides. Its product is annotated as kinase-like protein. The transcript is spliced from 4 exons. Lineage: Eukaryota; Fungi; Chytridiomycota; Chytridiomycetes; Spizellomycetales; Powellomycetaceae. The record is from RefSeq and is a predicted model, not a curated record. Bases 117 to 1721 code for a protein of 534 amino acids. Gene Ontology annotation, molecular function: ATP binding; protein serine/threonine kinase activity. Gene Ontology annotation, biological process: peptidyl-serine phosphorylation; intracellular signal transduction.
AUAGGCUUUGCAGACUUUUUAGGCAGAGUGUCUCGAGUCACUUCUACACCGUCCAUCCUCGCGCUAGAAGCACGGAGCGGCAGCUAUUUUGCUACGAAUAACAUCGUCUUGCAGUAAUGGGUAACUGCUUAUGUCGACGUCGGGAUGUCGGCCCGUCGGAAUACCGAAAGAUCACCCUCGACGACUUUCAGAUACAAAGGGCUAUCGGCAAAGGUGCCUUUGGAAAGGUAUCGGUGGUCCAAAAGCGAAAAGGCGGCGAGCUGUAUGCGCUCAAGUACAUCAACAAAGAAAAAUGCAUUGCUGAAAAAGCAAUACAUCAUGUUGUGCAGGAACGCAACAUUCUCGAAGAUCUCAAGCAUCCGUUUAUAUGCAGUCUUCGAUACUCAUUUCAGGAUACCGAGAACAUGUACAUGGCGCUAGAUCUGAUGACUGGAGGGGAUCUCCGAUUCCAUAUGACGAAAGCGUUCAAAGAACCUGCAGCGAGAUUUAUUCUGGCCGAGGUGUCUGCAGCACUCGAGUACUUGCACUCGUUACAAAUUGUGCAUAGAGAUAUAAAACCAGAUAACAUCCUAUUGGACAGCGACGGACACGCAUGUCUCACGGAUUUCAAUAUAGCUGUCAAGCUGCGGCCCGAAAAACCGCUCAAGUCCGUCGCCGGGACCGAGCCAUAUAUGGCGCCAGAACUUCUCCUGGGUGGCGGGUAUGGCGCUUCGGUCGAUUGGUGGUCACUAGGCGUGAUGGCAUACGAGAUGCUCCUCGGGGAGCGCCCGUUCCGCGGAAAGAACAAACGAGAAAUCAUCAAACGAGGGGAAUGGAAGUUCCCAAAACCACCUACUCCAGAAGUAGACGCAUUGACCAGUGCCGAAGGGGCGAAAGGCACCGGUACGGGGACCGCUAGCAAGGAUAGCAAAAAGAAAAUAAAGGAUACCCGUCGACGAUACCCCGUGAUCUCCGACAAGUCGAGAAGCUUCAUCUCAGGGCUGAUGACCAUGGACGUAAAGAAGCGGCUCGGCUUCGGUGAGGAGGCGCCGUGUCCUCUGCGUAAUCACGAGUUCUUCUCAGGGAUAGUAUGGGAUAAGCUUAUGAGAAAGGAGGUCGCGCCAGUCUUUCUGCCACCUAAAAACAAGUCCAACUUCGACGCUCAACAUGACCUCGAAGAGCUGCUACUGAACGAUAACCCUUUGGGUACGAAGCCAUCCAAAGCGAAACAGAAGAUGGAGAAGUGGUCGAUGAGCCCAGAAAUGAUGCUGAUUGAGAGGCAGUUCCUGUAUUUUGACUGGUCUUGCCCCGACUUCGUCGACUCUCAAGCAACACACGAUCCGCUCAGUGGCGACAUGGACCUCAGUAAAGCAGUAAUGACCAAUAGUUCAUUCAGCAGCCAAAUAUCCAAAUCCUCCGGCAUGUUGUCCCGCUCAGACACCGGCACAUGUAACACGACAGACAAGCUCGCGGCAUCAUCACCCAUUCCCGCGAAUACCCAUCCACCCAUGGCCUUCCGGCGAGCAAUGUCAAGCGCAGAUGAUCCUCUUUUACGGAUACCAAAUAUGAGACCUGCACAUCCGGCGGCGGCCGAAUCAUCCUCCGCGCCGCAUUCGCCGACCGGGGGCCAGACGGCCCAAUGUCAUAUACCGUCGCCGCUAGGGAAUGGAAGUCCACCGCCGGUGGUUGAGAGACUUUUAGAUGAUACGGCUGCUGCACUGAAUAUGAGAGUUGACCGAUAGCGGCCGCUUCUCUGUUGGAAACAAACAUUCCGAAGCGGGACCCAAUGGGCAUUCCAUCCACCUACAAAUAGGUCUGAAUGAAACUCAACGAACGAACGGACUUUCCGCAGGCCAGGAAUCUGAUCAUCCAAAGCGUCAUCCCUUAGGCUCCAGGGGAUCAUUGUGUAUUACUUGUUCGGUGGUCGAGUGUGUGGAGCGAUCAUCAGUUUUUUUGUAUUAUAGCAGUACUUUUGGAUUUAGACAUUAUUUCUUUCUUUCCUGUCGUUGGCGGACUUCUUCAUGCAAUAGAGAAUUCGAUAUU